Messenger RNA from Didymella exigua CBS 183.55, 1360 nucleotides. RefSeq lists its product as uncharacterized. The record is from RefSeq and is a predicted model, not a curated record. Gene Ontology annotation, molecular function: serine-type endopeptidase activity. The coding region runs from base 75 to 1199 and encodes 374 amino acids. NCBI's taxonomy places the organism in Eukaryota, Fungi, Ascomycota, Dothideomycetes, Pleosporales, Didymellaceae. The transcript has a single exon. Gene Ontology annotation, biological process: proteolysis. Gene Ontology annotation, cellular component: extracellular region.
ACUCAGCUUGCUACGAUCUCGCCUCCACAGUAUCACCACAGCCUCUUCUCUGUAUAAUCCCCAGACUCGCAAACAUGCAGCUCUCCGCAUUCCUCGCUGCUCUCGCAGCCUUCCUGCCCAUCGUCUAUGGUGCUCCUACCGCCACCGCUAACAGCCUUCACCCCGACAUUCUGGCUGCCAUGAAGCGCGACCUUGGACUCGAUGCCGAGCAGGCUCACGCCCGUGUCGCCCGCGAGCUCCAGGCUACUGAAGUCAUUGAGCAGCUGAAGACCACAGCCGGCUCCGCUUUCGGCGGCGCUUGGCUCGUUGAUGGCGCCCUUAAGGUUGCUGUCACUGACGAUGCCUUGACCUCCGAGGUCACAUCUGCCGGUGCUGAGGCACUUGUCGUCGACACUCCCCUCUCCAAGCUCCAGGAUGCUCAGAACGCGCUCGACAACCUCGACUUCGCGUCCCUUGGCAAGCGCGAGGAGGCCGCCAGUGGAAUCGCAUCUUACUACGUCGAUGUCGCUGCCAACAAGCUCGUUUUGGAGGCACUUGCCGAGAGUACCGCUCAGGCUGAGGAGCUGGCCAAGAAGGUCGGCCUCGUUGAGGGCGAGUUCGAGGUCAAGACUGUUGAUGCUCUGCCUACAACCUUCGCCACAAUUCGCGGCGGCGAUGCCUACCUCAUCAACAACAGCGCCCGAUGCUCUGUCGGAUUCUCUGUCACCACUGGCUUUGUCUCUGCUGGCCACUGUGGUACUGCUGGCAACGCUGCCACGACCACGGGCGGUGUGGCAAUCGGAACCUUUUCUGGCUCAUCCUUCCCAGGCAAUGACUACGCCUUCAUCCGUGGUACUAGUGCAAACACAUACCAGGGUCGCAUCAACAACUACGCCGGCAGCACACUCCCCGUCUCGGGUAGCACCGCCUCCGCUGUUGGAGCCAGUGUCUGCCGCUCCGGCUCUACGACCGGUGUGUUCUGCGGCACUGUCCGUGCUCUGGGCGCGUCAGUCACCUACUCCCAGGGACGUGUCACUGGUCUUACCCAGACCAACGUCUGCGCCGAGCCUGGUGACUCCGGCGGUUCUUUCUACACUGGCGCUCAGGCUCAGGGUGUCACCUCCGGUGGCUCCGGCAACUGCGCCAGCGGCGGUGUCACAUACUUCCAGCCCGUCAACCCGAUUCUGUCCGCCUACGGCCUCACUCUUGUCCGUGGUUAAAGUCUUACGUGUUUUGACUGAUGGUAUUGCGCUUGGAAGCGUUCUUGCGAGCUCGAAGUUUUAAGUUGUAUAUAGUUGAAUUGAAUUGCACGCACUAAGACUCCCUGUGCGCUCCAAUGCAUUUCUAGUGAUACUACAAGCUCGGCCAUAUACUUUCCGAC